AUGUCGUCGCCUUCGUCAGCUGGUGACACCAUUCUCGACACUACUGUAACUUGGAGAGAUAUCGAGGAGCGACUUGAGAAGGAUCUCGGCAGAAAAUUAAUUUUUGGUCCAAAGCGCGCAGUGCAACUCAUUGGGGAAGGAAAUGGCUUUAUGUCGCGCGUCACCAUUAUGAACACCGAUCUGCAAGGAGAAGCGAGCGAUUUACCACCGAGAAUAGUUGUGAAAAUCUUAUCGAAAAUAGCCGGACAAGAAGUUGGUGACUCUUUCAAAAAUCACACUGAGGACGAACGGCUUUUUGAAGGAUACGAAGAGAACAUCAGAAAGUUGCACAAUCGUGAAGUGAAUUGCUAUCGAGUGUAUUCUCGUUUCGAUCUCUCGGUAAUGAAGAUCCCUCGUAUGUACUUCGCGCAAGACUAUAAUGAAAGAAACACGCAGAAAGCUUUCCUCGGAAUGGAGUGUGUUGAAGGUGUGGAGUUGCGGCAUAUUUUCCAUAAUGUUGAUGUCAAAGAACUAUCCGAUGCGUUGCGAGGGCUUGCUUACCUGCAAGCGGUAAGUCUCCAACUAACUGAAGACGAAAAGCAAAAAGUCGCGAGCAAUCCGAUUGCCAACGUUUAUGGACCGCUCCUGCCACCUCAGGCAGUAACAAAAAUGCUGUUGGAUGUGGGCAGCCGAUCGAAGAUGUGGGAAAGCUGCUGUACAGAACUGUCGAAGAUGUCAGCUGAAAUAGCUGACAUGAAGCUACCGUAUUCACUGAAUGACGAGCUUGGGAUGAAAGACGUAAUGAUCCAUGGCGAUCUAUGGUCAGCGAAUUUGCUGUGGAAGAAAACACAUAAGGGAUUUGAACUGGCCAGGAUAAUCGACUUCCAAGUCAGUGAUUAA
This is a messenger RNA of Cooperia oncophora, 879 nucleotides long. NCBI's taxonomy places the organism in Eukaryota, Metazoa, Nematoda, Chromadorea, Rhabditida, Trichostrongylidae. The record is from the annotation of a GenBank genome assembly.